GACAUUCCUCCCGGGGGAUAAUGUCUGGGGCGAGACUUUGUUGGCCCGGGUUUGGGGCGGGUUUCGUCCGAAUUCCUAUGGAGAAGCCACCAAACCGCCAUGUGCCCAGACAAACGACGGCGGCCACCCGGCCGUUUUUGUCUGGAGCUAGACAUCACCCGGAAAACAAGAUAACGAAACCUGCUCACGCCUUGCCUUACAAGGUGCCUGCGGUUGACAGGUUAGGCAGUUGAUCCCCAUUGGAGCAUAUGAAUCUCCGUGAUUACCAGUUAUGUGCACCGGGGGGGAAGCUGGCUGCAGCAACUCCGACCCAUCGUGCGAGCUAUCGAGGCCUGUGGGGGGCAGCCGGCAGCGGGGGGGCUGCCGGAUUGCGCCUCGAUCGUUGAUUUGGCAAGUGAACAUUAUGCACCAGCACUGCACACUCUCCUUCACCUGUCCAAUAGAACGAGAUGGCUAGGACACGGUCUUCCAUCGUUUGUUGUCCAGGCUGGAGGAGCCAACGAGAGCGGGAGCGCGAAAAGGCGCGAGCUCGCGAGCCUCCCGGUCACUACUCUGAGCAUGUUGGAGUCUACGAGUGGGCGAUCGUCGACUUCGCCGCUCAGUUCAAUGCGGCCGAAGAGAAGGCCGUUCUCCGCUCGGAGACUUUCAGGCUUGGCUCCUACGACUGGCAGCUGCAGUGCUCUGAUGACCUGGAGUCGGAUGACAGUGAUGAUGAGCACGAGGCUGUCAAUGAACACAUAGUGCGGGACCCGUUGUUUCACCUAGAGCGCAUCAUCACUAAACCCCAGGAACAACUGCGCCCUACGGCAGCCGGUGGCUGCAGUCGACUACCCCCAGCAUCCGCCUGGUGCCGAGUCGCCAUCUGCAACCAUGACGAUCCGGUGAAGGACUUCCGCAUAUAUGCGGAGCACAGGUUUGGCCGCGGCCAUUCUCGGAGGCAUUGCGUCGAGUCGUAUGGACCCGAGCACGCCCUGCUCCUGGCAACCAUCACGAAGCCAGGCUCGGGCUUCCUGCGGCCGGAUGACGGGGCGCUGGUGGUGCGGCUGGAGCUGUGGCUGGAGCCGCCGCCGCCUUGCGCCUACCCGGCCACCCUGCCGGAGGACCUGUGCCCGGUGCACCGCAAGGCCGCCGCGGGAGCUGCGGUCGCGUCAGCAGCCGGCGGCGGCCUGCAGGCGGCGGGCAACACUGCCGGGGGCGCCGGCGCCGCCGCCACCUCAUCAGACGCCGCUGCAGCGGGGCCCUCCACGUCAUCAGCAGUGGCUGCUGCAGCUGGGAAGCCGCCGGGUACAGCAGGCGCGGGAGCAGCGGCAGCUCCGGGCGCGGCUUCGGAAGUAAGAGCGGGUGUGCGCGCGACUGCCGCCGCUUGCUCCAGGUCUUGCUACUGCGGCGAGGCGGCGGCAGGCCUGAGCGCCGAUCUGCUGUGGCUGCUGCAGCACGCCGAGUCGACCUCGGACGCCACCAUCACCGCAUUCACCACCCGCCCUCCGUGGGAGAGCAGCGGUGGGGCAGACGCAGCGGGCGCACAAGGGCCGGGUGGGGGCCCGGCGGCGGCGACAGCAGUGGGCCUGGUAGCAUCAGGCUCAGGCCAGCGCGGCUCAGAAGCAGAAAUCGCAUGCAGCUCUGCUGCAGGCAGCGGGGGCGCGGUCAGCGGCAGCGAUCUGACGGUGCCAGCAACAUCUGUAACGCCAGCACCAGCAGCCGAGGCGCCAGCCAGCAACGCCGCCGCUUUGGGGGUGUCCCGCCGCACCUUCCCCGUGCACCGCGGCAUCCUGGCCGCGCGCUGCCCCUACUUCCGCGCGCUCUUCGACAGCGGCAUGGCCGACAGCGGCACGCGCGACCUGACCCUGCCCGACACCCACCCCGCCGCCCUGGAGGCGCUCCUGGGGUACCUGUACGGCGGCAGGCUGGAGCUGCCCUCCCGGGAGCUGGCGCGCAGCUGCCUGCAGCUGGCAGACGUGCUGCUGCUACAGCCGGCCGCCGACAUGCUGACUCGGCACCUGGUCGCAACCGCCUCGCCCGACUCCUUCGUCGCAGACCUACUACUGGCCUCGGGGCUCGGCGGCGAAGGCGAAGGCGGCCAGACACAGCUCCUGACGGGGCUGCUGGGUCGCUAUCCGGGCUUUGUGGAGGAGCUGGAGGAAGGCGACAUGGAAGCACUGGCGGCGGCGCAGCCGGGGCUAAUGCUGCGGCUGCACCAGGCGCUCGUGGGCAACGGGAGCAGCGGUGGCGGCGGGGCGGCGGGCUGUGGUGCCGUCAGCGGCGGCAAGCGGAUGCGAACGCACUGAGUUGAGUUGUGUCCAAGCCUCAGAAAGCCUGCAUGUCCAAAGGAGUGUGGGACUGCGAGUAUAGGAAGCAUAACAACAAGCGCACGCCGGGAGGAAAAACAAGCUGUGUGUGAGUACCCCCCCCAGUGCUACUUUUUUGGUGCAUAUUAUAUAGUGUUUGGACAACUUGGUCCUUGUGGGAGGCACUUGAUUGGGUGGCAUCCUACGCUGAGUGCGUGGCAAUGCCCGCCGACUACCAUGUGGUGUGGCCCGCAGCCGGUGGCGUAUAGCGAAAUGCCAGCGCGCGCGCUUCUCAAGAAGCUGCUGGGAAUGAGGUGGAGCAGUUGGCACCCGCUCCGUGCGCCACUGAUGAAUUGCUGCUGGCUGGUGCCGGUGCCAGCCUGGUGUUGAUGGCGAGAGGUAGGGGCAUGCGGUUCAGGAGCUUGUGGCCACGUGGUGCCGGCGUUGUGGCUUCCCGGUCACGCACCAUGUGGAGGAUUCGAGUGACCGUUGCAGGGGAGGGCCGCACGGAAGGGCCCAUGUAAGAUACGGUAUGG
Chlamydomonas reinhardtii is the source of this 2821-nucleotide messenger RNA. RefSeq lists its product as uncharacterized. Bases 450 to 2285 code for a protein of 611 amino acids. Lineage: Eukaryota; Viridiplantae; Chlorophyta; Chlorophyceae; Chlamydomonadales; Chlamydomonadaceae. Gene Ontology annotation, cellular component: cytoplasm. The transcript has 5 exons. The record is from RefSeq and is a predicted model, not a curated record. Gene Ontology annotation, biological process: proteasome-mediated ubiquitin-dependent protein catabolic process; regulation of proteolysis. Gene Ontology annotation, molecular function: ubiquitin protein ligase binding.